Messenger RNA from Suillus bovinus, 993 nucleotides. RefSeq lists its product as uncharacterized. NCBI's taxonomy places the organism in Eukaryota, Fungi, Basidiomycota, Agaricomycetes, Boletales, Suillaceae. The record is from RefSeq and is a predicted model, not a curated record. Bases 1 to 993 code for a protein of 330 amino acids. The transcript is spliced from 4 exons.
AUGGCACCACCAAGUAAAUAUUCAGCCGAGCAGAUCGAGUUCAUGGCAACAUACCAUGAUCAAUUCUUAGAGUGCAAAUCAAACAAAAAUUACGAACCUUUCUGGAGCCCAUUUUUUGAGGCAUGGGGAAUCAAGUUCCCAGAGCGUGCUGUAGUCUUCAACAACAUUCUACUUGAUGUCGAUUUAACUGACAAACAAUCUGCUGAAGUGGCAACCACAUGGGCAUUGCGUCAACAGCGCCUUAUGCAGAAGUUCCGUAAUGAUCUGGGUGGCUCCAAAGCAGGUCAGCGGGCUAAUGCACAGAGUACGGCCACAAUCAACAAGAUGCUGACGAAUGUCUCGAUGAGUUUAAAGGCGAAAAAAUCUUCUCACAUUUUGAAACCGUAUGAGAUGUACUCGAAAAUGCACUAUGGAAAAAUCAAGGAUGUUGUCAAAAAAGAGCAAGAAGAACUCAAAAACUUACCAUCUGCUGCACCACCCAAGAAGACCAGUAUCGGUGUCGUCAAGCGACAUCUUAGAGAGGCCUUCAGCAAUGAGUCUGAAGAAGUUAAGGCAGAGGUGCUUGCCGCUGUUGAGGCAAUGAAAGAUAAGAAGCGUGCGGAAAUAGAGGAAAUGAAGAAACAAACUCACGAUAAGGAUGUCAUGCCUAGCUAUACAUCCAAAAUUGCGACAAUUCUGACGCAAUUCUUCGAAGAAUUACAUGAGAUGACAGAUUGGGCAUUCACAGUCCUCAUGGGCGGGCCACAGCCUAAUAUGGGUGGGACACUUGAUGUUAGUAGCUUCCACAUUGGAGAAACGCAAAUGGGCAACCGGUUCAGUCAAGCCUACCCACAUUUUUCACAAAAUAUCAUGGUGCCUUACAUGCAGUUUGUUGAACGUGUUUUUUGCAGCUGCACUGUUGAGAACAAAAGGCUUGCUGCCUGGUUCUACUACGUCAUCCACUCUGGCUAUCACCCCUGGACCCUCAUCUGCUCCUCAUAUAGUAGCCUCUGA